CAUGGUUCUACGCGAUAGGUCGAAUGUGAAGCCGGCAAUAGACUUUCCUGCCUACUGUCGGGUCAUCUACUUCUAUCAACUCCAUUAUGUAGAACCCCGGUUUGCACUAGCGGAUAGGCUUUAUGGUUCCUGCAUAUGACGUUCACAAGAUGCAUAAAUCAAUGGACAAAUGUAGGUGCGAGACAAAAGUGAUCCGGACUGCUUCAUCUACAACUGCAUGCCAUCUCCACUCUGUCCCCUGGCUCUUCUUUAAAGUCGGUCUUCGAAAAGCCGCCGGCCAUGGCAAAGAAAACAGGACACAAAAUCCUCAACACUUUGCAGCUCAGCAACGACUACUCCGUGAAGCCGGCGGGAUUAUCAUGGCGAAGCAACACCUACUUCAUCAUAGCUACAGUGGCGGUAGCUUUGUUCGCUGACCUUUUCCUUUACGCGCUAACGGUGCCCAUACUACCUUACAUGCUUACAGAUCGAGUUGGCCUACCGCCUGAGAAGAUUCAAAGCAAUGUGUCCGGUCUUCUGGCCGCUUACGCUGGAGCUUCGGUCGUGUGCUCGCCACUUGCUGGGCUACUGGCCGACCGAAUGAGCUCACGACAGUCGCCUUUUCUUCUGGGUUUGACCGCUUUGCUCGGAGCUACCGUACUGCUUUUUGUUGGGCAGAGUAUCCCAGUCUUGGCUCUGGCACGCGUGCUUCAGGGUGUGAGCGGUGCCUUCGUCUGGACGAUCGGACUCGCGCUCUGCUUGGAGACUGUUGGUCAGGAGAAUCUAGGGAAGACGAUAGGAUCGAUCUUCAGCUUCAUCUCCGUUGGCAACCUCUGCGCUCCGCUGCUUGGUGGCGUGCUAUACAACAAGGCAGGCUACGCCGGCGUGUUCGGCAUCGGCUUCGCUGUGCUCGCAAUCGACUUCAUUAUGCGAGUGCUCGUUAUUGAGAAGAAAGUCGCUCGUAGAUACGAAGCGCAGGGUGCCAAGGCGGGCAGCGACCUUGACACCACGCCCAGUCACCAGGAAGACGGCAACGCUAACGAAGCACAAGACGAUGACGACGAGCAACAGCCACUCCUCGGCAGCAAGGAGGAGGACGAAGCUGCGUUCAAGCUGUCUGACAACCAGCCCAAGAUUGCCCGCAUGAUCCCAAUUCUGCCUUGCCUGGCUGACCCUCGCCUUUUGACGGCCUUCCUCGUUGCGCUAAUCCAAGCGUUGCUCCUCGGCAACUUUGAUGCUACGAUACCUACCGUUGCGCAAGGAUACUACAACUUUAACUCGCUCAAGGCUGGCAUACUCUUCCUCCCGCUUGGCGCCUCGGAUUUAGUUUUGGGACCCGUCUUCGGCUGGUGUGUUGAUCGCUUCGGAACAAAAGCUGUUGCCGUCAUCGCCUACCUUUAUCUCGUUCCAAUUCUAAUUCUACUUCGCUUGCCGCAACCAGGUGGCCAAAACCAAGCCAUACUGUAUGGUGCCCUGCUCGCCCUUUCCGGCGCUGGACUAGCAGGCAUUGGUGCACCAUCGAUCGUCGAGGCGGGAGCAGUGGUGCAGAAGUACUACGAAGUCAAUCCUGACUUCUUUGGCGCAGACGGGCCCUAUGCUCAACUGUACGGAUUGAACAGCAUGGUGUUUUCCCUAGGUCUCACAUUGGGGCCGGAGCUGGCAGGUGAAUUGAAGCAGAGGAUUGGCUACGGUAACAUGAACGCUGUGCUGGCGGGCAUAUGCCUGGCGACAUCUGCGUUGUGCUUCGUUUACAUCGGCGGCAAGCCUAGACUUCUGAGAAGGAAGAAGUCGUGAGAUACGACCGUGUUGCUAAGCAUCGAAAAGAGUUUUCUUUUGCUCGCGGUCCGUGUAGACUUCCCGUAAGUACUACCGCUGCCACUC
Messenger RNA from Baudoinia panamericana UAMH 10762, 1860 nucleotides. RefSeq lists its product as uncharacterized. NCBI's taxonomy places the organism in Eukaryota, Fungi, Ascomycota, Dothideomycetes, Mycosphaerellales, Teratosphaeriaceae. Gene Ontology annotation, molecular function: transmembrane transporter activity. The coding region runs from base 280 to 1773 and encodes 497 amino acids. Gene Ontology annotation, biological process: transmembrane transport. The transcript is spliced from 2 exons. The record is from RefSeq and is a predicted model, not a curated record.